Messenger RNA from Sitodiplosis mosellana (orange wheat blossom midge), 3267 nucleotides. It is a transcript of the gene DCP2, whose product is annotated as m7GpppN-mRNA hydrolase. The record is from RefSeq and is a predicted model, not a curated record. Gene Ontology annotation, biological process: nuclear-transcribed mRNA catabolic process, nonsense-mediated decay; deadenylation-dependent decapping of nuclear-transcribed mRNA. The transcript is spliced from 3 exons. Gene Ontology annotation, molecular function: manganese ion binding; RNA binding; 5'-(N(7)-methylguanosine 5'-triphospho)-[mRNA] hydrolase activity. NCBI's taxonomy places the organism in Eukaryota, Metazoa, Arthropoda, Insecta, Diptera, Cecidomyiidae. Bases 1053 to 2573 code for a protein of 506 amino acids. Gene Ontology annotation, cellular component: P-body; cytoplasm.
AGUGUGUUUGAGUGUGUGAAAGUGUCAUCGAACAAACAACAUCGUCGUUGUUGCUAGUGAGCACUGUGAUAUCUUUGCGUAUUACACGACUACAACCGUAGAAAGAAAGAAAAAACGAAACGAAACGAAAAGAGAACCGUCAUGUUGUGUCAAUGUAUUUUCCCUUGAUGUGAACGAGAGACGAGCGAAUAGAAAAAAAAUAACGUCGACAGAAUAAGACAGCGACAUGCAUACAGUGACAGUUCGACAGCAUUAAGGCGCAAAUAAGAGCAAACGUCUACAUUGCAUAGAGAAAAACGCCAAGUUGAAUUUUAGUUUUUUUUUUGUUUGUUCAACUUUCCGUACCAAAGAAGAAAAAACCUAUUUUAUUUUUCAUUUUAUUCUCUAAUUUCGCGCAUCCACGAAAAACAAAAACCGUCGACUUUGUGAACCAAAAUAUACGAUCGUGAAUAUGCCCGAAAAGGCACAAUGCAUACUAUUUAAAAGGAAAUGGCGAUAUUUGCAUCAUCAGCGAUCAAAUGACAACAACAAUAAGAACGAAACAAUAACACAAAAAUCCGUAAGCCAAACAGAUUUCAACGCCUAUAAAUCAUAGUAAAUAACGCGAGACACAGUGAAAAAACACAUACACACACACACACGCAAUAAAUGCACUGAUUUUGAUAAGCUGCAAGUGUGUAAACGACAAGGAAUUAUUAGCGGGCAUCGAUAGUAAAUAUACAUUUUGAACCUGUAAACGGAAUACAAAACAAGAACGCAACACACAAAGAAUAAAAGCCAAAACAAAAAGGAAACAAACAAACGCAAUUGAGAUAAAGUGACAGUUUCGAGUGUGUGUAUUUUGGAUGUGCCAUUGUUUGUGGAAUAAAUAAAGAAAUUACGGACAUCGAUCGACCAGGCGGGAAAAAGUAGACGAACAAAAUCAACGGCAUACUAAGCCACAAAAGGAGGGACAAAGGAGAUACGAAGCACAUUUUUCUACUAGACGAAUAAGACACACUGUUUUCGUUGUGAAGCAUCCAUAAUAAAUAUUAUUUAUCGUAGUUUGGAAAAUGGAAGUUGUUUCAAAUCGCGUUAAAGAGAAUCAUACGAUUUCGGCGGAUACGUUGGACGAUUUGGCCAGUCGAUUCAUCAUCAACAUACCGGAUAAUGAUCGUUCGAACUUCGUACGAAUAUGCUUUCAAAUUGAAUUGGCUCAUUGGUUUUAUUUGGACUUUUACUGUACGGGCGAAGAGAAUCAUGCACUUGUGCCGUGUGGCAUCAAACAGUUUGCUAGCCAUAUAUUUAACCACAUUCCAUUUUUGUCGUUGCAUGUUAAAAGUUUGGACAAUAUUUUACAAGAAUGGAAGCAGUACAAAAUGUCGGUGCCAACGUAUGGUGCAAUUCUGAUGACAUCCGAUUUAAAGCAUGUUCUGUUGGUGCAAUCGUAUUGGGCGAAAAGUUCGUGGGGAUUUCCAAAAGGCAAGGUCAAUGAAAACGAAGACCCGUUACACUGUGCGAUACGAGAGGUAUACGAGGAGACUGGUUACGAUAUAGCUAGUUUAGCGAAACCGGAUGAAUUUAUUGAAGGUGUGCUCAAUUAUCAAUAUACACGCUUAUAUUUGAUUCGUGAUGUACCGAUCGAAACGGUAUUUGUGCCACGCACUCGCAAAGAAAUUAAGUGCUGUGAAUGGUUUUCAAUUGAGCAUCUGCCAACGCAUAAAACGGAUCCAGUGUCGCGCAAUCAUCUCGGCAUCAAUGCCAAUUCAUUUUUCAUGAUAAUGCCGUUUGUGAAACGCCUUAAAAAAUGGAUAAACGAACAAUCGCACGGUAAUCAAAUGAGCAAAAAAUCAAAAGGCAACGACAGUAAGCAUAUGAUGACGGCGGGUGUGAUCGAUAGUAUUGCGGCAACAACGGUCGCAAUCGCAACCACACUGAACGAACGAAACGAUGCCAAAUCACCGAAUACGGUAUUCUUCAAGAAUAAUGCGGGCCAUCGACGUCAGCGGCACAAGUCAAUGGGCGAUUUUGACAGUACAAAUGUUGUAACGCACGAUUCGACCGGCGACACACAGCAUGCAAAGCAGGCAAAUUCGGGUGGCAACAAAUCAAAUGGCAUCGGCAGCGGCGUUGCCGAUACGAAUGGUGUGGGAAAACCGAUUGGUGGCAAACGAAAACUGUUUGCCGUCGAUCAAGCAUCGACCAAACGAUCGUCGUCACCAUACGCAAGCAACUUUCAAUUACAACCGGUGCAACAGUUCAAUGCAAAGGGCAUCAACAACGCCAAAUCCACAACGCCGCAAUACAUUUUACUGAAACCGGACGUCUAUCGGAAAUUGAAAAAUGGCAAACAACGAAGUGGAUUUGAUCAGAAUGGCGAUGACAUGGAACAUCAAUCGGAAAAUGAAUGUCAGUCGAGCGGUGGCGGUGGUGGACAGCAGAAGCAACAAAAAUGGUUAUUUAAUCCGCCAAAAUUGUCGCAAUUACUCAGCAAGGAGCCGAAUAUUGCCAAUUGGUCGAAUGUACGACUUAACAAAGACGUUAUCAUGCAUGAAUCGCUCAAAUUCUCCGGCAAAUUGACCCAUUCGAAAUGAGCCAUAGCAAAUGUCAUUUUACAUACAAACAAAAUCAAUCAAUCAAUCAACGGUUUCCGGCUACUAAAUGAAUUAUCAUCUGGUUUUCCCAUGCAAAAUCCCUUGCAUCUUCAGUCCCGUCGUUGUCAAGCAACAGCACACCAAAUGUUUUGAACUCUUGUGAUGAAUUGUGUUCAAUAAGAAAUUCCCAUACGUAUUUAGUCGAUUGUCUUCGUAAUCGAUCACCUAGCGCUCGUUUGAUGUCGUUCAAAGCAAAACCCAAAUUCGUUUUUUUUUCGUCGAACUGCCACGUAGUGGAAAUACUUUUUCACCUAAAACACAUACACACACGAUGCGACAACAAACUUUAACCAUAUUUGGUAAAACAACAUAACAUUUCGAUUACAACAAAGAAUCACACAAUUUCAUUGCGACGACAACAACAACCGCAAAUCUUCGUAUUCGUCCGAUCCGGACCAAUAAAGAGCAAACAAAUAUGUAAUUUGACUUGCAACAAUUCAAUUUUUUUUCCAAAUGCGACAAUUAAAAAUACGAAUAUUGUUAAAUACAAUUCAAUGAAAGCUUUAAAACUACUAUUUUUUCUCGAAUUGUAACAAAAUUCACAUUAAUAAAGAAAAAAAAUGGAAACAAACAAACAGAACGUGACGAGAAAAAUUUUUUUAAUAAAAAGAAAACCAGAUAUUUUUUAUUACAA